UUUACGUUGUAUUAUUUUUUUUAUCCCAAAACAUAAUUUUUUUUACCACAUAUUUUAGAAAAAAUACCAUUUUUAUUCUAGUAACAUUAGUUAAAAUACGGCCCAUAUAUAUGCUAUAGGACUUAAAUUUUAGGGCCCCAAUUACAUGUCGGGCGGUGCCCAGGCACACCCGGAACCCACCGUGCGCACGCCUAUGGUUUCAUAUGCUUAAAUAUUAUUUACUCCAUGUGACAACACAAUAUUAGAUAGAUAAUGUAUUAUUAUUCAAAUUUCAGUUGUUAAUAUGAUAAAAAGUCAACGCACUAAAAGGCGAAAAAUCAGGAAUGAUCUUGCAGUAUUUAACAAUAAUAACCCAUCAAAAAUUUAUUCUCGUAUAGAGUUGAUUACUACCACUGAUGAUGAGUUGAUAACCAGAGAAUCUUCACUAUGUCAAUCCAUUCAAAAUCCCGAUGUAUUAGUUUUAGAAUCAGAAGUAGUAGAACCUGUAAUAUCAAAUUCUUUGCCUACACCAAUAUUUACUGGUCCUAAAUCGACUGAAAUUACUGAUGAUCAAUCGGAAUCAAAUAACAUUAAGGAUUUUAUUGCUUCUUGGGCUAUUCAGUAUAAAAUUCCUCAUAAUGCGCUCAACGGACUUCUAUCUGGUUUAAAAAAACACAAAUGUUUCCAAAGCCUUCCUCUUGAUGCAAGAACUGUUUUAUGUACUCCAAGUCAAAUUUCUAAAACUAUUAAAACUCUUAAACCUGGGACUUACCAUCAUUUUGGUUUGGUCUCUGGUAUUAAAAGAUAUGCUCCAGAAAAUUCAUCAGAGCUGAAAAUUGCUGUUGGUAUUGAUGGUUUACCCUUAAGUAAAAGCAGUGGAAAUCAAUUCUGGCCAAUAUUGGCAUAUAUUAUUUCAGAAUUUUCAACUAAAAAAGUAUUUCCAAUAGGAAUUUACUACGGUCAGAGUAAACCAGAAGACAGCAAUGAAUUUCUUUCAGAAUUUGUUGAAGAAGCUGAUGAUUUAAUGAAAAAUGGAAUUAACAUAAAUGAUGUUAUUAUCAAAAUAUCUAUAAGUUUCAUUUGUUGUGAUUCGCCAGCUAGAGCAUUUGUUUUACGUGUUAAAACACAUUCUGGAUUUCAUUCUUGUACCCGUUGUUUCAUUGAUGGCGAUUAUCAAAAAAAUAGAGUUUGUUUUCCAUAUUCAAAUAGAAAAUCUACUUUGAGGGAUCAUAAUUCAUAUAUAAAUAUGGUAGAUGAAGAUUAUCACACAUCAGAAUCUCCAUCAGUUUUAGCCAAAUUGAAUGAUUUUGAUUUAGUAAAAUCAUUCCCCCUCGACUACAUGCAUUUAGUUUGUUUGGGGGUAAUGAAAAAGUUAUUAUUACUUUGGAAAUCUGGUCCAUUAAAAAUCCGUUUACCGUCCAGAGAUAUUAAAGAUCUGUCAAAAUCGUUAUUAGCAUUAAAUACUGAUAUUUCAUCAGACUUUGUUAGAAAGAGUAGAAGUCUUUUUGAAGUUGGACGCUGGAAAGCUGUUGAGCUACGAUUUUUUUUACUUUAUUCAGGACCAGUUGUUUUAAAAGCUAAAUUAAAUGAUGAAUGUUAUUCUCAUUUUAUGUCUUUAAGCAUUGCUAUGAUUAUACUUCUUAGUCCAAAUCACAAAUCACUUGUCAAUUAUGCAAGACAUUUAUUAGAUUACUUUGUGAAACAAUUUCAAAAUUUAUAUGGUGAAUACCUUGUAUCACAUAAUGUCCAUACUUUAUUGCAUCUAUGUGACGAUUAUGAUAAAUUCGGACCACUUGACCAAUGUAGUGCGUUUAUUUUUGAGAAUCAUAUGAAAGAAUUAAAAUCUUUUUUAAGAAAACCAGAAAAGCCAUUAGAACAGGUUAUAAAUAGGUAUUCAGAAAUAAACUCAAUUAGCGUGAACACUUUCAAAAAUAUACAAUUGAAUGAGAAACCGGUUUUAAAAAGACUUCAUACAAAUGGUCCAUUAAUGGAUAAUAUUUUUGGAGUUCAGUAUUAUAGUUUAUUUUUUUGUAAUAUACAUAUUGUUAUUCGAAAACAGAAAGAAUCAGAUAGUUUUAUUUUAACAAAUAAUGGAGAAGUAGUUAAAUGUCUUAAUAUUAUAGAAAUUAAUAACAAUAUUUUAAUAUUAGGAAAAAAAUUCUAUCAUGUAACACCUUUUUUCAUUGAACCAAUAAAUUCAACUAUACUAGAUAUGUAUCAGGUCAAAAAUAUGUCAGAAACUUUAAAUUAUUGGAAUAUCACAGAUAUAAAAAGAAAAAUGAUGAUUUUCAACCAUGAUAAAAAAAUGAUUGCUGUACCCGUAAUACAUACAGGAGAACAAUUUAUCUCAUCUGAUGGCUCGAUGGGAAGUCGUCUUAUUCUAUAAAGAUAAUAGUAUAGAAGCAGUGCCCGAUACGUGGGUU
Molecule: messenger RNA, 2402 nt
Organism: Myzus persicae (green peach aphid)
Lineage: Eukaryota; Metazoa; Arthropoda; Insecta; Hemiptera; Aphididae
Exons: 2
Coding region: 284-2365 (693 amino acids)
Source: RefSeq, a predicted model, not a curated record